Molecule: messenger RNA, 1848 nt
Organism: Suillus paluster
Lineage: Eukaryota; Fungi; Basidiomycota; Agaricomycetes; Boletales; Suillaceae
Product: membrane transport protein-domain-containing protein
Exons: 8
Coding region: 310-1848 (512 amino acids)
Biological process (GO): transmembrane transport
Cellular component (GO): membrane
Source: RefSeq, a predicted model, not a curated record
CGACAGGUGGAGGUCUUUGGAAUUUGUAUUCCUUAUCGAUAGGUACUCAUCUAUGCUGGGCUCGCGACGCUAGAGCGCAACUGGACCAAUGCAUUUUCCAAACUUUCGACCCACUCCUCAUCCCACACUUCCGGACAUCACUUUUUCAUCACCACUGGCAUGCGACUUCCCUAUGACUAUUCUCCUUCGAUCACACUGCGUUAUUCACGCGUGAUAUUGAGCCAAUUCGUGACCAUCGCCCAUUGGAAGGUUGAACUUCCUUUUCGCCAGUGACCACAUCCCUGAGCGAAUCCUGACAAGGCUACAUACAUGACAAUACAUAAGAAACCUCCUCUUGAAGACGCCAAUCUGGAUCGCGCCACAUCUACUCCCAUGACUGGAAGCAUACCUUUCGGAACUUUGUUUUGGAUAGCUGCGAGACCUCUUCUUAGACUUUUCACAUGCGUCGCGUGUGGGUAUGCCAUUACAAGGGUUGGUUGUUUUUCUGCAAGUGCGGCUCGUGGCGCUGGGCAAGUGGUUUUGAACAUCACUUUGCCUAGCUUGAUUUUCUCGAGGGCUGCAUCCGUGUUGAACGUGGAGAAUGAUGCUGCUUUGGGGCCGUUGUUGGUGAUCGCAGCCAUCUACAUGGCGAUCGGCUUCGCGUUAUCUCUGUCUAUCAAGCAAUUUUUCUGGGUUCCGCAUCGGUUUCGGUAUGGUAUUAUUGUCGCAGGAGGUUGGGCGAGCAUCGGUGACAUGACGGUGUCAGUCAUAUUGGACAUCAUGGCCUCAUUCCCCUUCGACGGAGAACACGACCAAGACCUCGCGGUAGCAUAUAGUGGCGUCUUUUACAUUAUCUUCUACAUAACGUUGUUUACGUGCGGGCGCGAGCUGGUCAAGAUUGAUUUUACUGGGCCUGAUAUCGAUGACGGGGAAGUGAAGCAGCUACGCCGGGCCAAACGUUGCGAGCUGCUGGUGGGCUGUUUAUGUUGUGCGAAAGGCCUUCUCGACAUGCCCUCUUCCGAAAACGACGCGGAAGCUGGGCAACAAUAUGACCUAGAGGCACGCAAGGUGGAUGCCUACAGUGAUCUAAUGACCAGCAAAAGCCUCCUGCCUCAAAUAUCGUCGCUGGAAGAUUCGCAGGCCGUUUCCGCAUUAGCGUUGUCACCCACUUUGCACUACGACAUGUCGGGUCGACGCGACUUGACCAUAGGUGUUGAACUACACAUCAUACCACCAUCCACAGAGAACUCCUCGACAAACCAACCCCGCCCUGUCAUGCAAUACAUGUCUGAGUUCCUUAGAUGUCUUUCAUCUCCUGUGUUUUCGUCCGUGGUCGUCUCCCUCAUCGUGUCUAGAAUAUCGGUUCUGAAAGCGUUAUUCAUCCCUAAUGUAUCAGGAACAAACAUUCCGCCAGCUCCUGAUGGGCAACCACCACUGGCAUUCAUUAUGGAUGCAGCAACCUUCUUGGGAGGUGCCAAUGCUCCUCUUGGGCUAAUUAUUCUUGGAUCCGCACUUGCGAGGAUGAGUAUCCCUCGCAGACGCUGGACUUCACUACCCCUUGGGGCCAUUGGAGCUUUUGCUGUCGGCAAGCAACUCCUCAUGCCAAUCUUCGGAAUUCUUAUCUGCGAAGGAUUUACCCGGAUAGGGUUCAUUGACCCUGAAGAUAAAGUGUUCAGAUUUGUCAUACUGUCAUAUCACAGCAUCGUAUCAUGUUUACCCAUAUCAUUAACACAGGUUAUCCUGACACAAGCAUGCUCUGACACAAGUACAACAGAGCACAUUUUUGCAUUCCUGCUGCCACAGUACAUCCUUAUGAUUGGGGUGAUGACCGUAUUGAUGGCCUAUACACUCAACCUUCUCUUUGGCUGA